UGCGCUGAUUUGUAUGAAAAGGGAAAUAAACAAAGUGGUCUUUAUGAAAUUGACCCUGACGGAAAAGGAAGUUUCAAAGUGUUUUGUGAUAUGACAACAUCAGGUGGAGGAUGGACUGUAUUUCAACGUCGUCUUGAUGGAAGUGUUGACUUCUACCGAGGAUGGCAAGAUUACAAACAAGGUUUUGGUAACUUGAUCGGAGAAUAUUGGCUUGGUCUUGAUAAAAUACACAGGAUGACAAAUAUUUUACAAAAUGAACUUCGAAUCGACAUGGAAGAUACAUCUGGAAACACUGCAUACGCUCAUUAUGAUUCAUUUAAAGUCAGCAGUGAAAAUACAAAGUACAAGUUGAAUGUUGGAGGUUAUCAUGGUACAGCGGGAGACUCGUUAUCAUAUCACAACGGUAUGGCUUUUAGCACCAAAGAUUCUGACAAUGAUAUUUGUGAUCAAUCCUGUGCAAAGUUAUACAAAGGAGCCUGGUGGUAUCGUAGUUGUCAUGACUCUAAUUUGAAUGGUUUGUAUCAUUAUGGCGCACACACAUCAGCCAGUGAUGGAGUCAACUGGUUGCAUUGGAAAGGACAUCAUUAUUCUCUGAAAUCAACAUCGAUGAAGAUACGACCACGUGAAUUUGGAAAGAAGAAAUAAAGACGUUGAACAAUAAAGAACUAGAAAGAAAUAAGGUUUAGUGCACUAACACGCAACUUGUUGGUUUUUAAAAUAGUGUAACAUGUG
Molecule: messenger RNA, 732 nt
Organism: Dendronephthya gigantea
Lineage: Eukaryota; Metazoa; Cnidaria; Anthozoa; Malacalcyonacea; Nephtheidae
Product: ficolin-2-like
Exons: 2
Coding region: 91-645 (184 amino acids)
Source: RefSeq, a predicted model, not a curated record